Heterocephalus glaber (naked mole-rat) is the source of this 3856-nucleotide messenger RNA. It is a transcript of the gene Lrrn4, whose product is annotated as leucine rich repeat neuronal 4. Gene Ontology annotation, cellular component: plasma membrane. Lineage: Eukaryota; Metazoa; Chordata; Mammalia; Rodentia; Bathyergidae. Gene Ontology annotation, biological process: long-term memory. The record is from RefSeq and is a predicted model, not a curated record. Gene Ontology annotation, molecular function: protein binding.
GGGCUGGGGGAGGGGCAGGUGGGAAGCAGGCCUCCCUACAGCGGCCAGAGCUCAGUUGCUAAAUCGCUGGUUCCUGGAAAAUAUAAAACAAGAUCGAGGACUCUAAGGUCCUCGAGGACACAUACCUUCCGGGUGAGUUGGACAGACUGCUGGAUGCAUGAGCUCCUAGCCUCAGUUUCCAGGAUCUUUCUCACAGCUUUGACCUCCAACUAGCAAGGCGGAAGACCCUUUCCCUGGAGCCUGGAUGGUUACUUGGAGAUCCAGCGGUCACAGAGAGAGCCAGGGCAGGAGCACACAUCUGAGGCACGCGCCAUGCGGUGGACUCUGUUGCUGCUGCUCUUGACCGUGCAGAGGCAGAGUGAGGCAGGGCCUCACCAGGAGAAGGCCUCGGGCUUCGGACUCGCUCCUCAAAGGUCCCCGGGGAGCGGCGGCAGCACUGCCACCACAUCGCCCUGCGAGGGGCUCCCCGCCGCAGGGGCCACGGCCUGGACCUUGGCGAACCGCAACCUGGAGAGGCUGCCCCGCUGCCUGCCGCGCACGCUGCAGAGCCUCGACUGCAGCCACAACCAGCUGCACGCCCUGAGCGUGGGCGAGCUCAGCCACCUGCCCGAGCUGCAGGAGCUCACGCUGCACCACAACAGCAUCGCCACGCUGCGCUGGGGCCUCAGAGCGCCGCCCGGGCUGCGCGUCCUGGAUCUCAGCUACAACAGGCUGAACAAGCUGCCCCAGUGCCUCAUUCCCCCGCGGCACACCCCGAGUGUGUUGGAGCUCGCGGGGAAUCCGCUUCGGGAGCUGCCAGCCCGGGCCUUCGUCUGCUUCCCCGCGCUGCAGCAGCUUAACCUCUCCUCCACCGAGCUGGGCGGCGGCGCCCAGGGAGGCAUCGCCCGGGCGGCGUUCGCUGGAGCUGCUGGUGAACCCCUGGCCACGCUCAAGGUUCUGGAUCUCAGCGGCACGCACCUCCAGCAAAUUGAGUCUGGGUGGAUCAGAAACCUGCCAAAUCUCACACAUCUCUACCUGAGGAAGAUGCCAAGGCUAAGGACCCUGGAGGGAGACAUUUUCAAAAUGACCCCCAACCUCCAGCAGCUGGAUUGCCACGACUCCCCUGACCUGACUUCCGUCCACACACACAUCUUCCGGGAUACCCCUUCUCUACAGACCCUUCUUUUCCACAACUGCAACUUGAGUUCCUUCCCUCCUUGGACCAUGAAUUCCUCCCAGGUGCCAUCUGUUACCCUCUUUGGCAACCCUCUCACUUGCAGCUGUGAGUUAUCCUGGCUCUUCAUGGAUGCAGAGAGAACUGUCCUAAGCAGGGCGGCAGACACGAUGUGCUCACCAGCUGCAGGAUCCAGGGGCCCCUUCUCAGCGCCUCUUCCCCUCUCCCAGCUGCCAGGUGUGUGCAGGUCAGACCUUCUGGCUUCAAACCAGCCUGUGGGAGGCCAGCCAAGUGUCACCAAAGGCUCAUCCCACUUGACUCCUUCAGACAACGGGAUUCCCGUCAUCCUGUUGGAUGAUGACAGCCAGGAGGAGAGGGACAGGGAGGAGGUGGAUGUCCCCACUCAGCCUGGCCGCUGCGAUUACAACCUGUGCAGGCACCUGCAGACCCCAUGCCUGGAGCUGCAAAAGCACUCACAUUGCACCUGCCCGGGGCUCAGCAGGGAGGACACUGUCCCCGACCCGCCCCAGCUACAGAGGGUGUCGGAGUUGACUGACACGUCAGUGCUCAUCCGCUGGUGCGCCCCUUACUCGGUGGUGCGCACCUACCAGAUCCACUACUUCACGGAGGGUGAUGCAAGGAACCAGUCAGUGGGAGACAUCUAUGCCACUGCUCGACAGCACCCUCUGUACGGGCUGUCACCCAGUACUACCUACCAGGUGUGCGUGGUGGCAGCCAAUGCUGCGGGCCUGAGCCAGCUGGAGCCGAUGGGUUGGAGGAGGCCGUGCACCACUGUCACCACUAAGCCCAGCUCAGUGGUCAUCCUCAUGGCGCUGGGGACUGCCUGCAGCCUGCUGCUCCUCAGCACCCUGGUGCUGUCUGUGUGCCUCUUCAGGCAAGGCCAGAAGCUGUGCCGGCACAACCACAACACCUACCUGGUGUCCUUCAAAAACCCAUACCUGAUGCCCCUCGAAAACCCUGGCCAGGACUGCAGGCAGAGUGCAGUGAUGGGAGUCUUGCCUGGUGUGUGUGAGGCCCCAGGUUCCAUCCCCAGCACCACACAGAGAGGAGAGGAACCAGCCUUUGACCCUGUGAAGCUGCAGACCUUCUAUUAGCCCAAUGUUCUUCUUCCAGUGGAGCUGAUCUUUGUCCAGAAGGAACAGAGGGCCCCAAAUGGCCCCAUCAGGUCCAACUGCGAGAGGCCAGCAUGCCUCCAGCAUGCACUGUGUCUCUGUCCAAGGACCAAUUGCUUUCCUUCCUUCUCUGCUGUCCCUGAUGGUCAACACCAGGCCACUCCCACUGGCACCUGGCAUUCUUUCCUCUUGCUUACUUGGGGUUUCUGCAGUCAGUACCCCUCAGGACCCAGCAGAGCAGUGUACAGAAGCAGGAAGAGAGAAACUGCACCACCUGGCCUCGUGGGCAAUACUGGAAAUAACAUCCUUAGGUCUUUUCAGGACAAGUUCCCUUGUGGUCAAGGUCUAGCCAAAGCAUGAUGACACUGUUGUUCAAGGAAUCCUGAGAACCGAAAGCCAGGCAAAAGCACUACUGCUGGUGGCUUCUGGGUUUGUGAGCUGCAUUUCAGGACACAGCAAAUGUGCUUCAGGCCUUAAAGUUAAAACUGGUCUUUCAGGAAGAUUUGUGCAACACUGCAUUUCCCUCAAGACUGAGUAGACAAAAAUAUAUAAAUUCAUUUUUUUAAAUGAAGCACAGUAAGUGCACUUUUAGAAUUUUAUUAGAGGGAAGAAAGGAGCAAAACCCCUCCAGGCUCUGACUGGAGGCCAAGGCAUCUUACGCUCCCAAUUUACCAGUGCCUUAAUGACUUUUCACUUUGAUACAAACAGGGAAAAAAUCGAUCCUACAAAAUUAUACUGGGGGGCAAACUUCUAGAUUUUAAUUUUGUUAGCAUUUGUUUCCUGUGGCUGCUGUAAACUGCCACCAACUAAGUGGCUUAAAACAAAAAUUUAUUGUUACAGUUCAGGCCAAAGACCCAGAAGCAAAACUACAAUAUAAGUGGGGCUGGUUCCUCCUGGAGGAUCUGAAGGAGAACAGUACCAUGACUUCCCAGCUUUCUACGGUUGGCAGGGAUGCUUGUUGCUCCAUAGUGGCUGGAAAGCUUAUCUGGGAGGCAGCUUGCUUAGCUUAUCUACAUCACCAUCACCCCAGGGCAUUCUGUCUCCUUAUCAAGAUUCCCCCUCCCCCCACCAUUUUUAAAAAAUAAAGACACUAGUCAUUUAGUGACUAGUCACUGGGUAUGUGUGACCUCGCCCUGACUUGGUUAGAUCUGCAAAAACCCUAUUUCCAAAUAAGGUUACAUUCUCGGGUACUGGAGGUUAGAAGCCUGGAGCUUAUCUUUUAGGGGGACAAAAUUUAACUCACAAUAGAUUUAUUUCUAUUGUAAGAAAAAGUCAAGCUUGAAUCCCAUGUAUCUUUUGUUUCUAAACCAUGCUACAGAGUCUGAGUAAAUACAAGUUUCAGCCAACUAAGAAAAGAUGUCAUGGGCUGGGUCUGAGGGCCCAGAGGCUGAAAUAAAGAACUCAAUCCACCCCUUUAUUAUGCAGGUUUGUUGACUCCCAUAGAGGAAAAAUAAUUUUCAAGACAAGUCAGUAAAAGGAGGGCCGGGGAUUUAGCUCAGUGGUUCCACCACCUGCCUUGCAAGUGCAAGGUCCCAAAUUCAAUCCCCAGUACAAAAAAAAAAAAAAAAAA